This is a messenger RNA of Closterium sp. NIES-67, 3169 nucleotides long. The record is from the annotation of a GenBank genome assembly. Lineage: Eukaryota; Viridiplantae; Streptophyta; Zygnematophyceae; Desmidiales; Closteriaceae.
CCCUGUCUGCUCAAGCCAGCAUCUCUCCCCUUCCAGCGUCCCACAGGCUCCCACCUCGCUCUCCCCUCGUCCGAUCCAAGAACCCACGUUCGGGAGCCUCCGUACCUGCAACUCCAAACCAGACCAGUGGUCCAGGUUGGGGGAUUGCCGAGCCCGAGUCCCCGGACCAAAGCAGCUUGGAUCGGAGCCCUGGCUACUCUGUUACUGGUAUUAGGGAAAGCAAGAGUGCCUCUAAAAUCAAGGAGAGCGCGGGAGGAGGAGAGGUGGAGAGCGAGAGGGUAGUGAUAAUGGGGGAGAGAGAAGGGAGUAUGGAGAGAAAGGGUCUGGAAAUGCAGGGGCAUUUGCAGCACCAGCACCAUCAGCAGCAGCAGCAGCAGCAGCAGCAGGGGCAGGUUGCAAAAGCAGGGAAGUCAAGAGUUGUCCAGCGUAAAUCCAACAGCUAUCACGGUGUAGAGGGGGUUACCACUCGGGUGGUAACAGCCAACAGUGCUGCUGCUGCUGGAGUGGCGUUUCAUCCAUCCUUUGCUGCCAAACCUCCUGCUCUCAAGCCUGCUGCUGGUGCGCCUCUGGCCAUGCGGAGGGCAGAGACGAUGAGAGGCCGUUCCAGAUCACUUGUGGGCGACCACAGUUCUGCUUGGACUGAGUUGCCGCAGCAGCCUCUUGGUGGUGGUGGUGGUGCUGCUGCUGGUUCUGCUGCUGGUGGUUCGCCUAUAGUCAUGCGGCGGGCAGAGACGCUGAGAGCACGGUCCCGAUCACUAGUGGAGGACUGCUGCUCGGGCCCUUUCGCUAGUACUAAUGCUGCUGCUGUUGCUGCCGCCGCUGCUGCUGCGUCAACUGCCACUUCUGCUGAGAGUCGCUUUCCUGUGUUGACGCAAAGUGCAGAGACGCUGCGAGCACGCUCCAGGUCACUUGUUGAAGAAAGCAGUUCCGGACCCUUUGAGUCACAGCAGCGCGCGGAGGCGUUGGCGUCAGGGCAGGGCCAGGCUAUCUCUAUGAGACGAGCCGAGACGCUUAGAGGACGACCGAGGAAGAAUAAUGCGGAUCAGCUGCAGGAACCGAUCACCAUGAGACGAGCGGAGACGCUUAGGGGACGGCCGAGGAAGAAUAAUGCGGAUCAGCUGCAGGAACCGAUCACCAUGAGACGAGCGGAGACGCUUAGGGGACGGCCGAGGUCUGAUUCAGCGGAUUUCUCGACUCAGAACGAGGCGAGUGGCGUCAUGAAGCAGGUGGGAACACUGAGAGGGCGAUCUAGGUCGGACCAAGCAGAGUCUGUGCGUGUCGUGGAAGAGCCGACACAUGCCGAGCAGCAGCAGCAGCAGCAGCAGCAGCUCAUUGGCAUGAGGCGGGUAGAGACGCUGAGAGCACGGUCUAGGUCGGACCAAGCAGAUCCUAUGGCUUUUCUGGGGCAGCCGGGACAUCAGGAGCAACAACCUGUUGGUAUGAGGCGGGCAGAAACACUUAGAGGCCGGUCUAAAUCAUAUGCGGAAAAGCCUUUACUUCAGGAGCAGCUGUAUGGCAUGAGGCGCGUGGAAACGCUUAGGGGAAGAGCUCAAUCUGAUGCUCAAUCCGGUGCGUCUCCUUCCGGUGCGGACGUGGCUGUUGCUGCAGAAGGUUCGGGCUUGGGGAUGAGACGAGCGGAAACGCUUAGGGGAAGAGCACAAUCUGAUGUUGGCGCUGCAGGGUUACAGGAGCGGUGCUUUGCUAAGCAACAGGAGGGAACGAGCAGAGGGAGGCGUUGCUCUAGUGUGUCUCCUUCGGGUGCGGAUGUCCUUGCAACGCAAGAGCCGGUUUUGGGAAUGAGACGAGCGGAAACGCUUAGAGGAAGGCCCAAAUCCAGUGCAGUAGAGCUUACGGCUCAGGAGGAGCAGCAGGGGUCGGGGAUGAGACAAGCGGAAACACUUAGAGGAGGAAGGGCCAAAUCCAGUGUAGCGGAUCCUUCAGUACAGGAGCAGCAGCAGGGGUUGGGGAUGAGACGAGUGGAAACACUUAGAGGGAGGCCCCGAGCCACCCUUGGGAAGUCUACAGUGGAUCCUUCGGGGCAGCAGGGAGUGGAGAUGAGUCGCGCCGAGACGCUUAGGGGGAGGCCCCUACCCUCCCAAGGGGAUGCUAUAGUGGAUCCGUUGGAGCAGCAGGGAGUGGGGAUGAGACGCGCCGAGACGCUUAGGGGGAGACCCCUACCCUCCCAAGGGGAUGCUACAGUGGAUCCUUCAGAGCAGCAGGGAGUGGGGAUGAGACGAGUGGAGACGCUUAGAGGGAGGCACAAACCUAGCAUAGGUGAUUCGUCAAAUCAUGCCGGGAUGACAGGAGGGAAGAGUGGGGGGAUGCGAGCAGAGGAGUGUGGGGAGAUAAGCACAGGAGAGAGUGUGGAAAUGAGGCGAGCUGAGACGCUGAGGGGCAAGAGUGGGAUGAGAGGAGAGAGGGGGAUGGGAGGAAUGAGAGCGAGGUUGAGAAGUGGGUUUGAGCUGGAUAAAAUGGGCGAGGUGCGGGGGAUGCCUGGAGUGAGUGAGGAGCACGGAGCGGUGAUAAAGCAAGGAGAAAUAGUAUUUGAGCUAGCUAGAAUGGGUGAGAGGAAUACAUUUGAUCAAUUGGGCGAGGGGCAGGUGACGGAUGGAGUGAGGAAGCAGCAGGGCGAGGGGAUAGGUCGUAGAGAGGGUGUGGGGAUGAGGCAUGGAGAGACGGACGAAGGAACGGCCUGUGUGAGGGGUGUGAGAGUGAGGGGGGGGAGUGGGUCUGAGCUGAGUGAAACGGUCGAAGGGGGUGUGGAGGGGUUGGGUGGGGAGAGAGUAGUGGUGAUGAGACGAGGAGAGAGGUGGGGAGGAGGGGCUGACACGGGGCACAGAGAGGUGAUGGUGAAAGGGGGGGAUCGGAUGGGAGGAAUGGGGGGAUGGGGGGGCUCGGGGGAAUGAGAGGGAGGGUCAGGAGUGGCUCUGAGCUGAAUGAGAUGCUGAGGGUGCUUGUGGGGGACGGAGUGGGCGAAGGGCAUGGGUUGGAGAUGAGGCGAGUAGAAACGAUGCGAGGGCGGGUCGAGCAAGGGGAGGCACGACGACAACAGCAGCAGCAGGGGCAGCAGCAGCAGCAGGGGUUGCAUUGGCAACAGGGGCAGCAGCAGCAGCAGCAGCAGCAGCGGCAGCAGCAGGGGCAGCAGCAGGGGCAGCAGGUGCAAGUGCAG